Molecule: messenger RNA, 2136 nt
Organism: Penaeus monodon (black tiger shrimp)
Lineage: Eukaryota; Metazoa; Arthropoda; Malacostraca; Decapoda; Penaeidae
Product: basic proline-rich protein-like
Source: RefSeq, a predicted model, not a curated record
AUGUACAUGACUUCAACAUUUUGGAGCAUUUUGAUGCUUCGAAUGAGGCUGAACGACAUUGGUCAUGGCAGCUCUUACCUAGCCAGACAGGAGUAUUCGCGCACGGGACGACACCCCCCCUCUACUAUCCUUUCCCCCCCCCCCCCAUCCGCCCCUUCCCCCCCCUCCCCCUCCCCCCACCCGCCUUCCCCCCCCGCUCCCCCUCCCCCCCCCGCCCCCCCCCCUCCGCUCCCCCCCCCCCCCCCCCCCCCCCCGCUCCCCCUCCCCCCACCCGCCCCUCUCCCCCCCCCCCUCCCCCCCCCCCCCCCACCCGCCCCCCCCCCUCCCCUCCCCCCCCCCCCCCCCGGGCCCUUUCCCCCCCCCGCUCCCCCCCCCCCACCCCCUUCCCCUCCGCUCCCCCUCCCCCCCCCGCCCCCUCCCCCUCCCCCCCCCCGCCCUUCCCCCCCCGCUCCCCCUCCCCCCCCCGCCCUUUCCCCCCCCACUCCCCCUCCCCCCAAACCCCCCUUCCCCCCCCCCCCCCCCCUCCCCCCCCCCCUUCCCCCUCCGCUCCCCCUCCCCCCACCCGCCCUUCCCCCUCCUCCCCCUCCCCCCCCUCCCCCUCCCCCACCCGCCCUUCCCCCUCCCCUCCCCCUCCCCCCCCCGCCCCUUCCCCCUCCGCUCCCCCCCCCCCCCCCGCCCUUCCCCCCCGCCCCCCUCCCCCCCCCGCCCUUCCCCCUCCGCUCCCCCCCCCCCCCCCCACCCUUCCCCCUCCGCUCCCCCUCCCCCCACCCGCCCUUCCCCCUCCGCUCCCCCUCCCCCCACCCGCCCUUUCCCCCCCCGCUCCCCCCCCCCCCCCACCCGCCCCUUCCCCCUCCGCUCCCCCCCCCCCCCCCCCCCUUCCCCCAACCCCCCCCUUCCUCCUCCGCUCCCCCUCCCCCCCCCUGCCCUUCCCCCUCCCCUCCCCUCCCCCCAACCUCCCUUCCCCCUCCCCUCCCCCUCCCCCCCCCCCCUUCCCCCCCCGCUCCCCCUCCCCCCCCCGCCCCCUUCCCCCUCCGCCCCCCCCCCCCACCCCCCUCUCCCCUCCGCUCCCCCUCCCCCCCCCCGCCCCUUCCCCCUCCGCUCCCCCUCCCCCCACCCCCCCUUUCCCCCUCCCGCUCCCCUCCCCCCCCCCGCCCUUCCCCCCCUCCCCCCCCCCCCCCCCCGCCCUUCCCCCUCCCUCCCCCUCCCCCCCCCCCCCUUCCCCCCCCGUCCCCCUCCCCCCCCCCACCCUCCCCCCCCGCUCCCCCUCCCCCACCUCCCUUUCCCCCCCCGCUCCCCCUCCCCCCACCCCCCCUUCCCCCCCCGCUCCCCCCCCCCCCACCCGCCCUUCCCCCCCCGCUCCCCCCCCCCCCCCCGCCCUUCCCCCCCCGCCCCCCCUCCCCCCCCCCCCCUUCCCCCCCCCUCCCCCCCCCCCCACCCCCCCCCCCCCCCUUCCCCCCUCCCCGCCCCCCCCCCCCCCCCCCUUCUCCUCCGCUCCCCUCCCCCCACCCCCCUUUCCCCCCUCCGCUCCCCCCCCCCACCCCCCUUCCCCCUCCACUCCCCCUCCCCCAAACCCCCCUUCCCCCUCCGCCCCCCCCCCCAACCCGCCCUUCCCCCUCCGCCCCCCUCCCCCCCCCGCCCUUCCCCCCCGCCCCCCUCCCCCCAAACCCCCCUUUCCCCUCCCCGCUCCCCUCUCCCCCCACCGCCCCCUUUCCCCCCCCGCCCCCUCCCCCCAAACCCCCCCUUCCCCCCCCCGCUCCCCCUCCCUCCCCCCUUCCCCUCCGCUCCCCCUCCCCCCACCCGCCCUUCCCCCUCCACUCCCCCUCCCCCAACCCGCCCUUCCCCCCCUCCCCCCCCCCACCCGCCUUCCCCCCCGCUCCCCCUCUACAUCCUUCCCCUCCCCCCACCCCCCUUCCCCCCCUCUAUCAACAGUCCCUCCCCCCCCUCCCCCCGGCCCUCAGCUCCUCAGGGAACCCCUACACCACUAAUGGCACUCCGGGAAAAUAUGGCUUCCUGAUACUUCAACCCAGGGCUCGAUCUUUUAAAAGGCCUUCAUACCAUACUUGUCUAGAUGUAAUUGUCGUUGACACAAUAUCAUUUGCAGCAAUAUUGGGAAUUGUUCCUGUUUCAUACCUGUAG